Molecule: messenger RNA, 4244 nt
Organism: Anolis sagrei ordinatus
Lineage: Eukaryota; Metazoa; Chordata; Lepidosauria; Squamata; Anolidae
Gene: ELOVL6
Product: ELOVL fatty acid elongase 6
Biological process (GO): very long-chain fatty acid biosynthetic process; sphingolipid biosynthetic process; fatty acid elongation, monounsaturated fatty acid
Cellular component (GO): endoplasmic reticulum membrane; endoplasmic reticulum
Molecular function (GO): fatty acid elongase activity
Source: RefSeq, a predicted model, not a curated record
UUCCCGCCCAGGGUGGAUUGCAGAAGCCGAGAGGAGGAGAGAUCUCCAGACACGAGAGGAGGUUAUAGGAAGAGGAGAGGAAAAAGCAAUGCCACAACGAGGAGAGAGCUGAGAGAGAGAAAGAGAGAGAGAGAGCGGGAGAGCGAAGCAGAGGAGGGGGGAAAUCCACAGUGCAAGAAGCCGCUCUCCCCCAGAGCCUGAUCUUUUCCACCCAGGCGCAGGCGAAGCAUUCCCCUCCAAGAUCGGUCCAAUGAACAUGUCAGUGUUGACUUUGCAAGAAUACGAAUUCGAGAAGCAGUUCAACGAGAAUGAAGCCAUUCAGUGGAUGCAAGAGAACUGGAAAAAAUCUUUUCUGUUUUCUGCUUUAUAUGCUGCCUUUAUAUUUGGUGGUCGGCAUCUAAUGAACAAACGAGCAAAAUUUGAACUAAGGAAACCACUAGUUCUUUGGUCUCUGAGCCUUGCUGUCUUCAGUAUAUUUGGUGCUGUUCGAACGGGUGCUUAUAUGGUGUACAUUUUGAUGACCAAAGGACUAAAGCAGUCAGUUUGCGACCAGAGUUUUUACAAUGGACCUGUCAGCAAAUUCUGGGCUUAUGCGUUUGUGCUAAGCAAAGCACCAGAACUAGGAGAUACAAUAUUUAUUAUUCUUAGGAAACAGAAGCUCAUCUUUCUCCAUUGGUACCACCACAUUACUGUACUGCUGUAUUCCUGGUACUCUUAUAAGGACAUGGUGGCUGGUGGUGGCUGGUUUAUGACCAUGAACUAUGGUGUGCAUGCGGUCAUGUACACAUACUACGCCCUGCGGGCUGCUGGCUUCAGAGUGUCACGCAAGUUUGCCAUGUUUAUCACUUUGUCGCAGAUUACCCAGAUGUUCGUGGGAUGCAUUAUCAACUACCUAGUUUUUGCCUGGAUGCAACAAGGCCAAUGCCACUCUCAUGUUUCAAACAUUGUCUGGUGUUCCCUAAUGUACCUCAGCUACUUUGUGCUCUUCUGCCAUUUCUUUUUUGAGGCAUACAUUGGCAAAGCAAGAAAAGCAAGGAAGGCCGAGUAAAGCUAGAAAACAAGACAGAAGCUGCCGCUCAGGUCAUCCACAAAACCAACGAACACAAAGGAAAAAAAGGCACAAGGAAACAUUUUAUGUAUGGUGCAACUAAAACCCAGCAGCCAAGGAACAGCUAGGCUUGUUCAAACCAGUAAGUUUAUGAUCCUGUCAUGGUGAGGGCUCACUGAGUGAUCUCAAAAGGCUGCUGUAAGAUAUUUUCCUUCUUGCAUCUGUCUGCUCUUAAAACACACACAUUUUUUUUAAAAAAAGAAAGCAAAAGCAAAUGAAGAUAAGGAUUUUGCAAAAUAAAAGAUUAAAACAUCUUGUUUCCCUGAGCAUAGAUGACUUUUAUUAAAAAGAAGUAAUUAUUUAUAUAUCCUUUCUAACUUUGUUUUUUUAAAAUUUAGAACAUGAACCAAAUUUAAGCAGAAGGAACAUGACAAUUUGGAGCUGCCUUGUAUCCAUGUCAGAGGAUCUGGCCUUUUACUUUCUACUCUGACUAGCAGCAGUUCUCCAAAAUCUCAGACAGUUGCCCUGCAACUUGAGGUCUCAUGGUUACAGAACGGAGUAGUCCAGAGGCGAAACCUGAAACCUUCUGCAUACUCCUUUGGGUGAGCUUUGCCCCCUUCAAUUACCACCAGUGUUUUUUGCAGCAACAAGCAAAACCCUUUCUCCUGAAAAGAGUUGUACACUAAAAAGUCCCAGUGGGAAACUGAAAGGUUAAUCCUGGGUGUCUGUUCUAGGUAGCCAUUAUUCCACUGAAAGAAUAAAUGGAGAAGAAUUAGUGGAGAUCUUGUGUGCACAUUCUGUAUACUAUCCUGGAGAAGAUCUGGUGUGCCAACUAAAGAUGUGAUAUGAGAUACUGAUCUAGGAUUAGCUAUUGUUGAGAUGCAUAUCAGACAAUUUGUUCAAGUGCAUUUUCUUGUUUAAAAGCAAGUCACAGAAGAGUUUAAGAUGCAAGCAACACAUCUUGCUUGGGGUUAAAAAAAUAAAUGAGAGCAAGAUGGAGAAAUGAAGGGGCUAAAUUAUAGACGGUAUAUCAGAGCAAACUGCCUCUCAAAGUGCUCUACGAUUCUUCCCAAAGGGCACCAUUGUUCCCAAGACCAGUUUUAGCAUAUUGUUUCAGGGGCAAAAAAUAUGGUUGCUGUGGGCCUGCUGUGUUGUAAUACAUUGUCAACAACACCAAUCUAAAGUCAGUUGCAUGAGCUAGGUCGGUGUGGUUCAUGCACUGGCAUGCUGGACAAAUUCUGAGUGUAUAUCCACAGCACUCAGUCCAAAGCCAUCUCUUGAAAUGCAAAUAUUACAGUGGGGUUGGUUUUUGAAAGAAACACAAGUGCACAAGAGCUCUGUGCUUGGGGUGGCUUCCCUUUUUCUUCUGGCUCUUGACCCCUGCCAUAAUUCCCAAUUCAAGAUCAAGAAAUUAUUGUCACUAAGAGAACCUGUGGUGUGUCUGUGUGGACAUGUGUGCCUGCAAGUCUACCAUAUAACCCAAACCAUCUACAAGGAAAGGUGUACGGAAAACAUCACUUUCUGUUCCUAACAAAUGAAUGCAAGCAAGACUCCAAUAGCCAUGAGUCAAAGAGCCAUCACAGACAGAAGAAAGCACUAGCUGCCCUAAGCACAACACAGCCCUGACGUUACAGCAUUAAGUGCAAUUUGAGUGAAAGGUGCAAAGAUUUAAUGGAAAAUCUAAAUAUCUUUAGAGAGGUUUUAGUGUUGGGUAGAAACUUCAGGGAAGACAACCCUGUGGAGUGGAAGAUGUUUUAUAUUUUUAUGAACUUAAAAGAAUAGAUAUUUGCAACCUUAAUAGCAUUCUGCAGGACUUUAUGUGACUUUAGGUAACACUGUGCUUCUGCGUUUGCCUCACAAGCAAUGCAAAGAUGUUUAAAGUGCCCUCCUCUGGUCACUUGGAGAUAUUACAAAGGAAGACAUAACUUGGCAUCAUCCUGCUCAAAGUUUUAAAUGGGGGGAAGCUUGACUGGAGUAAUUGUGUUGCAACGAAUUAACUCUAAUGUCCAGAGAGAACUAUUCCUAUUUUAGAAACUGAACCUGUAGAAAGAAAAAUACACUGUAGCAUUCUUGAUCGCUCAAAGAGACACCUGGUUCUUUGGUCAGCUGCAGAUACAAGGACAAAAUAUUUCACUCUUAACCUCAGAGAAUUAGCUGAAAAGAGCCAUAUUUUCUACAAGGAAAAAGUAGAUUGUAUUAUCUGUAAGAUUUCAGUCCUUACAAAGCCAAAUAAAAUGUGUAAACGUUCCUAGUACUUCAAAGAAACAAGUAUGUAAACUUGAUGUUAUAACUGUGUUAACAUAGUACUCUCAAUUGUAUCAGUUUGGUAGUUUAAACAGUUAGAAGAGGAACCAAUUAAGAACCGCUGUUUUACAUAGAAAGUCAUACAUGCCUAUAAGCUACACCCCAUUAACCACCUGUUAUGUGAAUUGUCCAAAAUUUAAGCUGAGAGGCAGAAUCACUCUUCUUUGUUCCGGGUAUUGCAAAAUGUCAGCUUUCUUGCUUUAAUCCGAGACUGUACAAUACAAUGUAUUUCCCCCCUAACUUUAGAUUCAUCUCUGUUGUCCGUCAUUCAUAGCACAGAGCUGAUGUAAUAUCCAGUUAGACAUAACAAGGGCUUAAAUGUCUCAUGGUGUGCAGUAAGACUGCUACAUUCUGUAUUAUGUGAGUGGUGUUUUUAAGGGAAGGAGGACCAAUGAAAAAGCUCUCUGAGGCUUAAAUCAUGACUGGAAAAAAAAAGACAAAGAGUUUAUCUUGGUCUUGUUUAAGUUGUAGAUGUUCUGCCAGUGUUAUACAGCACCAGAAGAACAGCAAGCUGUUACAUUCAGUAGAACAUAUGACAUGACCUUAAUUUAUAGAACUCCUGUAUGAAUGGAAAUGUUAAUUAAAAUGUAAACUAUGUCAUUUUUACAGUUUGGGGAGUAGAUUAUACUCUACGAUAAGCCUUUAACAAAAAAAAACAUCUCCCUCCUUCCUCCAACCUGCAGUAUUUGAAGCAAGCCAAAAUCAGUUAUUAUAGAAAUGCAAAAUUAUUUGGGAGCAAUAGUAAGCAAUUCUCUGUUGUGCCAUUUAUUUUGUGUCUCUCAUUUCUCUUUGUUUUUGUGCAAGCUGAUCUCCCGGAUCUUUCUCGGAUCAGUUUUCUCUCUUUCCCAUCUCUCUGUUUGGAAAUAAACGGAAAAGGCAUUAUAGAAGGGAA